UCGUUGGUUGUGCUUCAUGCAGGAGUGCAUUCUGUCCGGGAUCAUGUCCGUGAAUGGGAAAAAGGUUCUGCAUAUGGACAGGAACCCCUACUACGGUGGGGAGAGCUCUUCCAUUACACCCCUGGAAGAGCUGUACAAGCGCUUUAGUCUACCUGAUAGCCCACCGGAGUCCAUGGGCAGAGGAAGGGACUGGAACGUUGAUCUCAUCCCCAAGUUUCUCAUGGCUAAUGGUCAGCUUGUGAAGAUGCUGCUUUACACAGAAGUGACGCGGUACCUGGACUUUAAAGUGGUGGAGGGAAGCUUUGUUUACAAAGGAGGGAAGAUCUACAAGGUGCCGUCAACUGAGACCGAGGCGCUCGCUUCCAACCUGAUGGGAAUGUUUGAGAAGAGAAGGUUUCGGAAGUUUUUGGUCUUUGUGGCCAAUUUUGAUGAGAACGACCCCAAGACCUUUGAGGGCGUGGACCCUAAAGCCACUACCAUGAGGGAUGUUUACAAGAAGUUUGACCUUGGCCAAGAUGUCAUCGAUUUCACCGGCCACGCCCUGGCCCUCUACAGGACAGAUGACUAUCUUGAUGUUCCGUGUUUGGAGACGAUCAAUCGUAUCAAGCUGUACAGUGAAUCACUGGCACGUUAUGGAAAGAGCCCCUACCUCUACCCCCUGUAUGGCCUGGGAGAGCUGCCACAGGGAUUUGCAAGGCUGAGUGCAAUCUACGGGGGAACCUAUAUGCUGAACAAGCCCGUGGAUGAGAUCGUAAUGGAGGGUGGCAAAGUGAUUGGAGUCAAGUCAGAAGGCGAGGUGGCGCGCUGCAAGCAGCUCAUCUGUGACCCCAGCUACAUCCCAGACCGCGUCCGUAAGGCGGGCCAGGUGAUCCGCGUCAUCUGUAUCCUGAGCCACCCCAUCAAGAACACCAAUGACGCCAAUUCCUGUCAGAUCAUCAUCCCUCAGAAUCAGGUCAACCGUAACUCAGACAUCUACGUGUGCAUGAUCUCUUACGCCCACAAUGUGGCGGCCCAAGGGAAGUACAUAGCCAUCGUCAGCACCACAGUGGAGACUAGUGAACCAGAGGCUGAGAUAGAGCCAGCCUUGGAGCUGCUGGAGCCCAUUGAUCAAAAGUUUGUGGCUAUUAGCGACCUUUAUGAGCCCACAGAUGACGGCACUGAGAGCCAGGUCUUUGCCUCGAGGUCCUAUGAUGCCACAACUCACUUCGAGACCACCUGCAACGACAUCAAGGACAUCUACAAACGCAUGACUGGGACCGACUUUGACUUUGAGAACAUGAAGCGCAAACAAAACGACGUCUUCGGGGAGGACGAGCAGUGAGGGCGGUUCGGGGGCCUCUCGGAAGAGGGUGGGAGCAGAAAAAGAAGCGAAGGCGGGUGAAAAAAUGGGUCAGAGAGACGGUCAGUCCCUCUCUCAGGAUUUCAAAGGAUGGUUUGAUAGCAAUGGAAUAAGCGGGUUUUCCUUCUCUUCGGACGUCUGCCUCCAUUUCUUUUUUUGGUCUCCCCCCCUUCGUUCCACUCGGAAUAAAAUUCGUAAAAUGCUCACAAACAAACACACACAUGCUUUUUCAAACACUUCCUUUCCUCUGUCACC
Messenger RNA from Cyprinodon variegatus (sheepshead minnow), 1594 nucleotides. It is a transcript of the gene gdi1, whose product is annotated as GDP dissociation inhibitor 1. The transcript has 10 exons. Gene Ontology annotation, biological process: small GTPase-mediated signal transduction; protein transport; vesicle-mediated transport. The coding region runs from base 17 to 1321 and encodes 434 amino acids. Lineage: Eukaryota; Metazoa; Chordata; Actinopteri; Cyprinodontiformes; Cyprinodontidae. Gene Ontology annotation, cellular component: cytoplasm. Gene Ontology annotation, molecular function: Rab GDP-dissociation inhibitor activity. The record is from RefSeq and is a predicted model, not a curated record.